Molecule: messenger RNA, 1909 nt
Organism: Brassica napus (rape)
Lineage: Eukaryota; Viridiplantae; Streptophyta; Magnoliopsida; Brassicales; Brassicaceae
Product: salicylate/benzoate carboxyl methyltransferase-like
Exons: 6
Coding region: 718-1893 (391 amino acids)
Biological process (GO): methylation
Molecular function (GO): S-adenosylmethionine-dependent methyltransferase activity
Source: RefSeq, a predicted model, not a curated record
UGACUGCAUCAUCCUGAACCGGUCUAUAAAAUUCAUGUUUAACGGUACUUAUUGCUCCUUGCUAAAGAUUUUUUGUAAACUUUUUUCUUGAUUGAUUUGCAUAAUUUCACUUUCUUUGAGACUCAAAUCUUAGAUAUUUUUGUGUAGAAGCAUUAAUGAAUUUUUAUUCAAAUUGUUAGACUAAGAGGACUUCUUUAAUGUUUGAAAAAAUCACAUGAACUUUUAAAUAUAUGGCUAAUGUUAAAAAUAAAACCACUAUUUAUCAUGCAAAGUAAAUUUAUGUAUAUGAAAAUCAAAACAAAUACAUGUGCAAGGGGGAAUACAAUUAUAAUACAUAACGCGGUGUUAGAAAGAAGCAAACUAAAAAGGCAAUCUAGCUAUUCUUAAACUCAAUACUGACAACAAAAUAAAUAUAUACCAUUAUAAAAUCGUAAAAGGCAACAAAUAGUAAAUAAAAAAAUAGCAAAUUAAAAGUGUAGGACGUGUUUUUACAGGUCAUAUUAUGUAUACUUUAGAUUACGAUCUGCAUAAUCUAAUAAUAGAAGGGUUCAAGAUUAAAAAAAGUUAGAAUAUAAUCUUGUUCUUCUAAAUUAUAUUGAUAUACUAUAGCAAUCAUUCUCAGAAAUCUCUUUACAGAUUUGGAUAGGAUUUCAUGCAGAAACAACUUGGUGUAUUUCACAUGAAGACAUUUCCCACUUCUAUAUAUAAAUUGGCGAAAUGACUUCAAGAUUCAUCCGUUCGAUUUCUUACUCAAGGUGUGAUGGGAAGAGUGAAAAUGAGAUGAAUAACGGGGAUGAAGAUAGUAAAUACCCUCUUGUGAGUAUUUUAAGUAUGCGAGGAGGAGAUGGACACAAUAGCUACUCCACCAACUCUCUUCUUCAGAGAAGAGUUUUAUCAAUGACCAAGCCCAUCCUGGUUAAAAACACUAAAGAAAUGAUGAAAAACUUGGACUUUCCUAAAUGCCUUAAACUAGCCGAUUUGGGCUGUUCUUCAGGACAGAACACGUUCACGGUCAUGUCUGAUAUCGUUAACACAAUCAUUGCGUUAUGUGAAGAAAGCAACAAAAACCCUCUAGAGAUAGAUUGUUGUCUGAACGAUCUCUCUGGUAAUGAUUUCAACAUGACAUUCAAGUUCCUAACCUUCUUCAACGAUAAGCUCACAAGCAAAAUACCAUGCUUUGUCUCUGGAGUACCUGGUUCCUUUUACUCAAGGCUUUUUCCUCGCAAGAGUCUCCAUUUCGUUCAUUCAAACUACAGUCUUCAUUACCUCUCUAAGGUUCCCGACGGACUUGAGAAGAACAAGAUGAGUGUGUACAUAACAGGUUCAAGUCUUCCAAGUGAACACAAGGCUUACCUGAAUCAGUUCCAGAAAGAUUUUACGACAUUUCUAAGAAUGCGUUCCGAAGAAAUGGUAUCUAAUGGACGCAUGGUUCUCACAUUAAUCGGCAGGAAAACUCUUGAUGAUCCACUAUACAGGGAUUGUUGUCAUUGGUUGACAUUGUUAUCCGAUUCUCUGCGUGACCUAGUCUUCGAGGGUCUUGUGAGUGCAUCAAAGGUGAGUUCGUUCAAGGUGCCGUUUUAUGAUCCUAACGGAGACGAAGUGAAAGAACUAAUUAGAAAUGAGGGUUCAUUCAUGGUAAACGACUUGGAGACACAUAUAUUUGAUCUCGGUCUUAGUAACGAAGAAUAUGGCUUGCAAUCAGAUAGAGCAAAAGCAGGGGAAAAAGAAGCUAAUUGCAUCAGAGCAGUGACUGAAACAAUGCUUGUAGCUCACUUUGGAGAUGCCAUUAAUAUCGCUACAUUGUUUGAAAAAUAUGCACAUCAUGUGUCGCAGCAUGCUAGCUGCAAGAACAAAACGUCUGUCAGUCUAGUCGUUUCGCUGAUUCGGAAAUAAAUUUUAUUUUGUAACC